Myripristis murdjan (pinecone soldierfish) is the source of this 1109-nucleotide messenger RNA. RefSeq names its product tomoregulin-1-like. Bases 1 to 1077 code for a protein of 358 amino acids. Lineage: Eukaryota; Metazoa; Chordata; Actinopteri; Holocentriformes; Holocentridae. Gene Ontology annotation, cellular component: plasma membrane. The transcript is spliced from 10 exons. Gene Ontology annotation, molecular function: protein binding. The record is from RefSeq and is a predicted model, not a curated record.
AUGAGUGUGUCCCAGUACACAGUGUGUCAGGUGCAGUUUGCCAACAGGACCAGGAUGUUCUGCUGCACCUGCUCAGAGCAUGCUGCUCUGCUUCUGACCCGCAACCAGGGAGUGACGUGGGCUGAUGAUGUCAGAGGCUCUGAUGAUGUCAGAGACCUGUCGGAGAAGAAGAGCGACCUGCGUGUGUGUGACACCAGCACGUGUCGCUUCGGAGGAACCUGCCGCGAGAACGGAGCCGACAUCAAGUGUGUGUGCCAGUUCCAUUGCCAUAAGAAGUACGUGCCGGUGUGCGGCUCAAACGGAGACACGUACCAGAACGAGUGUUUCCUCCGGAGAGCAGCCUGCAAGAAACAGAGAGCCAUCAGCAUCGUGUCUGAGGGGCCCUGUUACCCCGACGGCGGCUCAGGGUCUGGAGACGGAGACGAGGAGGGCUCAGGACGCGGCAAGAAGACUUCCAAAUGUGGAAACUGCAAGUUUGGAGCCGAGUGUGACGAAGACUCUGAGGACAUGCUGUGCAUGUGCAACAUCGUGUGCAACGGCCACAACGACAACCCGGUGUGUGGGAAGGACGGCGUGACGUACGACACACCGUGUCACGUCCGCGAGGCGUCCUGCCUCAAACAGGUGAAGAUCGACAUCAGACACGUGGGACGCUGCCCAGACAAAAACAGGAAAGACGACGGCGUGAAGAUGCGACCAGAUGUCUUCGCCGUGUCCAAUCCCGGCGAGGGGGAGGGCUUUGUGGAUAGCCCCGCCCCCUGCCCUGAAGACUACGCCCAGUUCUGUGAACACGGCGUGUGUGAGCUCCGACACAGCCUGCCCACCUGCAGGUGUGAGGGGGGGUACGGCGGGCCGCAGUGUGACCAGCUGCUGGACUUCAACGUGCUCUACGUCGUCCCCAGUGGUCAGAAGCUGCACUACGUCCUGAUCGCCGCCAUCAUCGGAGCCGUGCAGAUCGCCGUCAUCGUCGCCGUGGUGAUGUGCUUCACCAGGAGGUGCAACAAGACCAAACGAGGGCGCAGGCAGAAGCAGCACCUCGGCCACUUCCCGUCCGGGACGUCCUCCCGGAUGAUGUAGCUGCUCUUUUCAUUUCCUUCCUCCUUUUUUUU